AUGACGACCGAAAAAGAAGCAGGCUCAUCGGUCGACGGCAAAUCGUCGAUUGGCAAAUACGCACAAAAGAUGACCCAACUACAGCGAGAUCGUCACAUGCUACUCAUCUCUUUGAGGAGAUUGUUUGGCAAAUCGAGCACGUGCGCGACACGCAUCCCCCCUUUGAUCUCUAUCUUCGAGUGUUGGAAAGAAGGUCGGACCCCGUCACCGACAUUUGAAGACGCGGAAAAGAUCGACAAGCCACUUCUAGCCAUGUGCCAAAGCAUCGCGAAAGACCCAGAUGUCGGUCACGAGGCGACAGAGAAACUCAACGAGGCUAGAGAUACUCUUCACAAGAUUCGUGGGCAGUAUGAGGUGGCAAUUUCAGACGAACAUUCACGAAAACUCCAUUCCAACCCCCACUUCUUCGAAACCUUGGCUUUCUUGACAGAGGAAAACCACAUGCGUACGGCAUACAUCGUAGCCAAGAGAGUUGUGGAGGGCCGCGAGAUUCCAGAGGAGCUCGUGCAGAUGAUUGUCAGCAACAUGUGUCAAGAGAGAUCGAAUCGGCUAGGAGCGAUGAGGAAAGUCUAUCAGAAGGAUCUGAAGAAGAUGAAAACAAAGCAGUCUCGCCAAUAG
Messenger RNA from Zasmidium cellare ATCC 36951, 618 nucleotides. RefSeq lists its product as uncharacterized. The transcript has 3 exons. The record is from RefSeq and is a predicted model, not a curated record. Lineage: Eukaryota; Fungi; Ascomycota; Dothideomycetes; Mycosphaerellales; Mycosphaerellaceae. Bases 1 to 618 code for a protein of 205 amino acids.